AUGAAAUUAGGUUAAUUUUAAUCAUCAGAAACUACAUUUAAUACUUAAGAAUGUACAAAUGCUACAGAAAAAAUUGACAUAUCGCAAAAUUUAAAUUUUAGAGAUGUACAAAAUUUAUAUACAUGCGAUUAAUAAUCUGACAACUCUGUUGAAUUACUCAUACUUAGCAAUCAACAUCCAGAAAACGAAUGGAUAAAAAUAGAGCAAGAGAUUGUAGCAUAUUUAAAAUCAUUGGGUAUACGAAUGAAAACAGACCCUUUGGAAAAGCAAGAGAAGUUUUUUAAAAAACCCAAGAGAAGAGUGAAUAAAUCCAGUACAAUGACAUUCAAUACUCCAUUAAAUAAUGAAGAUAAUGAUAAUACGGAAUCAACACGGCAAACCAUUCAACAAAUGAGUAUAGAAAUGAAUUCGAUCAAAUAACGACGAACUCCAAACGCAACUCCUUAAAGUUCUCCUUUGAUCACUAAAAACCUGGAGUUAUAAGAACCCUUAAAAAAAUAAAGAAUGUCGAUAUUUUAGAAGAUGAAAGGCUAGUCAUAAGCAUUCUCUUCUGAUGAAGAGGAGAUUCAAGAAAAUAUGAAAAGAAAUUAAUAUCAAUUUGGCAAUGAAUAGUAUGAUGGAAAAAGCGAUUCGAGUGAAAAUAAUAUCGAGACAAACUAUUUCUAAAAUAUAUGUGAAUGA
Messenger RNA from Paramecium tetraurelia, 681 nucleotides. RefSeq lists its product as uncharacterized. Lineage: Eukaryota; Ciliophora; Oligohymenophorea; Peniculida; Parameciidae. The transcript has a single exon. The record is from RefSeq and is a predicted model, not a curated record.